GAAAGUGAAUCGUCGAAUCCCCCAACUUGGAAUGACGAAUGCGGGCCCAGUUUAUCAAAGACCCCCAAUGUGUAUCCGAGGUAUAAGAGGCCAUUGACGUCAAACGACGAGAUAUUGCGUCUUGAGAUUCUUCUUUGACUGUUGAUACUCACUCAACAAAUAUAUAAACUCAAUUAUACAACUGCAUAACGCUCAAUUGGUAAAGCUAUCAUCAUGACAAAGGUUCUCCUCACUGGUGGCUCAGGCUUCAUUGCCGCUCACACUCUGGAACAACUCCUUGAAAAGGACUACGCCGUCGUGACAACCGUCCGCUCAGAGGAUAAAGCCCAAAAGAUCCGUAAUGCAUUCCCAGAUAAAGCCGAGGCUGGAAAGCUAGAGAUCGUUCUUGUGCCAGACAUUGCUAAGCCUGAUGCUUUUGAUGAAGUAGCAAAGACGCCUGGUCUUGACGCUGUUAUUCAUGUUGCUAGUCCUUUCCACUACAACAUCACCGACCCUAAGAAGGAUCUUAUAGACCCAGCCGUCAUCGGUACAACAGGCAUUCUCAAAGCCCUCCACGCCACGGCACCAGGCGUGAAGCGAGUCGUCAUAACCUCAUCCUUCGCCUCUAUUCUCGACGAAGCACACUUCACAGACGGUUCUCACGUCUUCUCAGAAAAGACCUGGAACCCCGUCACAAUCGACGACAUUAGCAGCUCAUUCAUGACUGCCUACCGCGCCUCAAAGACUCUCGCUGAGCGUGCAGCUUGGGACUUUGUCGCUGAAAAGAAGCCCUCUUUCGAUAUCGUGACUGUUUGUCCGCCUCUGGUUCUGGGACCUGUAUCAAAGCAUCUUGCUACACUUGAGAGCAUCAACACUUCCAAUGAGAGGAUCGUUAAGCUUUUGAGGGGGGGUUGGAAAGACGAGAUUCCUCCUUGUACACCUGUUCCGUUAUGGAUUGACGUUCGAGAUGCUGCUCGUGCUCACGUCAGAGGUCUCGAGGAACCUAACGCUGGUGGAAAGCGACUCUUUGCUACAGCUGGAUGGUUCUCACACCGUGAGAUUGUCGACGCUGUUGCUAAGAACUUUCCGGAGUUUAAGGAUAGACUCCCUGGGCCAGAAGUCAAGGGCGGAGAGCUUCCUCCUAAGGAUCAGAUCUUUAAGAUUGAUACGCAGGAGACGGAGAAGUUGCUCAAGAUUGACUGGAUCAGCAUUGAGCAGAGUGUGACGGAUCUUGUUAAGUCACUGAAGGAAAUUGGUAUUUAGAGGAUGGGAUACGUAAGUAAGUAUGCUACAUAGAAGAAAUAAAGUAAAGUACUGUAGUGAAAGUGCCUGUUAGGGAUAAAUUUACAUGUUGUGGAUCGUGUGA
Molecule: messenger RNA, 1345 nt
Organism: Fusarium odoratissimum NRRL 54006
Lineage: Eukaryota; Fungi; Ascomycota; Sordariomycetes; Hypocreales; Nectriaceae
Product: dihydroflavonol-4-reductase
Exons: 4
Coding region: 214-1242 (342 amino acids)
Molecular function (GO): oxidoreductase activity, acting on the CH-OH group of donors, NAD or NADP as acceptor
Source: RefSeq, a predicted model, not a curated record